Messenger RNA from Vigna umbellata (rice bean), 3981 nucleotides. Its product is annotated as putative acyl-activating enzyme 16, chloroplastic. Gene Ontology annotation, molecular function: long-chain fatty acid [acyl-carrier-protein] ligase activity. The record is from RefSeq and is a predicted model, not a curated record. Lineage: Eukaryota; Viridiplantae; Streptophyta; Magnoliopsida; Fabales; Fabaceae. Gene Ontology annotation, cellular component: chloroplast. Gene Ontology annotation, biological process: fatty acid elongation.
AAUGAGUUGUCCUAUUCAUUGUCGAUACCACCCACCCACCUACCACCGAACAAAGCGGCGCUUAGUAACUGCCACUUUGACUAUUUAGUUUCCCUUCGACAUCUACAAAGGAGCCACCAUAACUAUUUUCUCCUUAUCAGUGAAUCAUUUUCACUCUACAAUGUCUUAGGCCAUUCUUCUGCAUUUUUAUGGUUCUCUGUGUUUUCCUUCUCCAGAAAAUCACCAAAUGGCCAUAGUUCCCAUCACCUACAGCCACACAUGGACCUUCUGUAAUCAUCAUUAUGCACUUCCCCUCUUCCACUCACGCACCAAUUUCACUAGGAUCAAAUUUUCUCCCACCAAGUAUGGUGAUGGCCUUGCCCCCUCUUCACCCCUCUCUCAUUUCCGAGUAUUUUUCCGAUCUGAGAGAGAGACAAUUGAGAUAAGAAGGUGCGCCCCUUUUCUAGAAAGUUCAACACUCGUAGAUAAUGGUGGUGUGGCCUCAGAUGAGUGGAAAGUAGUUCCUGAUAUUUGGCGAUCUUCUGCGGAGAAGUAUGGUGACAAUGUAGCCUUAGUAGAUACAUGUCAUCAUCCUCCUACUACUAUGACGUAUAAACAGGUGGAGCAGGCAAUUUUGUAUUUUGCAGAAGGCUUGAGAGUUAUAGGGGUAAAACCUGAUGAGAAGGUUGCACUUUUUGCGGACAAUUCAUGUCAUUGGCUUGUAGCAGAUCAAGGUAUGAUGGCAAGUGGAGCAAUAAAUGUGGUAAGAGGCUCAAGGUCAUCGGUUGCAGAACUUUUGCAAAUAUACAACCACUCUGAAAGCGUUGCACUAGUGGUGGAUAACCCUGAAAUGUUCAACCGGGUUGCAAACACAUUCUAUUCAAGCACUACCAUGAGGUUUAUUAUCUUGCUUUGGGGAGAAAAAUCAGAGCUGGUUGAUCAAGAAAGCAAGCACGUGCCAGUGUUUACUUUCACAGAAGUCAUAGAUUUGGGACGAGAGAGUGGCAGGCCAUUAUCUAAGGCUGAACAGCGCCGUAUGAAUGAACCAAUACACUCAGACAGUAUUGCUACUCUCAUAUACACAAGUGGAACUACUGGAAAUCCGAAAGGUGUAAUGCUCACCCAUCAGAAUCUUCUGCAUCAGAUAAAAAACUUAUGGGACAUAGUACCUGCAAAAGUUGGGGAUAGAUUUCUAAGCAUGCUGCCACCUUGGCAUGCAUACGAAAGAGCUUGUGAGUAUUUCAUUUUCACUUGCGGAAUUCAGCAAGUAUACACAACCGUGAAGAAUCUGAAGGAUGAUUUGCGACGCUAUCAACCACAUUACUUGAUUUCUGUUCCUUUAGUUUUUGAAACCUUGUACAGUGGAAUCAUGAAGCAGAUAUCUACUAGUUCUGCUGUUAGAAAGCUUGUCGCACUAACAUUCAUUAGGGUCAGCUUAGCAUACAUGGAAUGUAAGCGCAUUUAUGAGGGUAAAUGUCUAACAAUGAACGAGAAGCAGGUCUCCUACGUGAAUUCAAUGUUGGACUGGCUGUGGGCCAGAAUUAUGGCCACAUUAUUACUUCCGGUUCAUAUUUUGGCUAAGAAACUUGUGUACAGUAAAAUCCAUGCUUCUAUUGGAAUAUCAAAGGCUGGAAUAAGUGGAGGUGGUAAUUUGCCGUGGGAAGUCGAUAAGUUUUUUGAGGCAAUUGGUGUGAAAGUACAAAAUGGAUAUGGUUUAACAGAAACUUCACCAGUUGUAGCAGCUCGAAGACCUGGAUGUAAUGUUCUUGGAUCUAUUGGGCAUCCAAUUCGUGAAACGGAAUUCAAAGUCGUAGAUUCUGAAACUGAUGAAGUUCUUCCACCUGGUUCAAAGGGAAUUUUAAAAGUCAGGGGUCCACAAGUGAUGAAAGGAUACUUCAAGAAUCCUUUAGCUACAAUUCAGGCAUUAGACGGUGAUGGAUGGUUGAAUACUGGUGAUAUAGGGUGGAUUGUUCCCCAUCAUUCAAUUGGGCGGAGUCGUCAGUCUAGUGGCAUGAUUAUUGUGGAAGGCCGUGCUAAAGACACUAUCGUACUUUCGACGGGUCUUUCUUCUUCUUUUUUCCAUUCUUGCACCAUGAUUGAUGAGCAUAACCAGCCUUUGAGCUUUUUGAGUCUUCACCCGAGCGAGAGCCCAACCAACUCCUUGGUUUCCCCUAUUCUUGAUUCAACCAAUUACCAUGCAUGGAGCAAAUCCAUGACCACUGCAUUGAGUGCCAAGAAUAAAUCUCAGUUCAUCGAUGGGACUGCUGCAGAGCCACCUCGAGGAGAUCCCUCUCAUAACGCCUGGAAAAGAUGCAACAACAUGGUGGUUUCUUGGUUGGUCCACUUAGUUUCACCAGAAAUCAGACACAACAUUCUUUGGAUGGAAGACGCCCUAGCAAUCUGGAAUGACCUCAAAUCAAGAUUCUUCUAGGGAGAUUUGUUGCGCAUCUCCGAGCUACAAAGAGAAGCUUCUUCUCUAAAGCAAGGAACAUACACCGUCAGUGAGUUUUGCAUUAAGUUGCGUAUCAUAUGGGAUGAGUUAGAGAACUUUCGACCUGAUCGCAUAUGCACUUGUGACGUCCAAUGCUCCUGCAAAAUGACCUCAACGAUCUCACAAAGGAAGCAUGAAGACCGAGCAUUGCAAUUCCUUCGUGGCUUAAAUGAGUGGUACAGUAAUAUCCAAUCUCAUGUCCUCUUACUGGAUCCUAUACUCCCCGUUUCCAAGAUCUUUUGCUGUCAUGCAGCAGGAAAGAAAAUUGAUGAAUAACAAUUUCAUAAAUAGCCUUGAACCCAAAAAUGUCAAUGCAACUAUAAGUACUCUUAUUUGUUCCUUUUGUGGCAAGACUGGCCACACUGACACUGUGUGUUUCAAGAAACAUGGGUUUCCUGCAAAACUCCCUCCAAAUAAGAAAUAUUGCUCUCACUGUGGCAAGACAGGCCAUACGGUUGAUGUAUGCUAUGGGAAACAUGGAUACCCACCCGGUCACAACUUCUACAAUGGUAAAAGUCUCCUCUCAAGAAGCCAAGAACCCAUCAAUGACAGUCCGAGAUAUAAUUUUGAUCCUGAAGUGCGCCUCACUAAGCAACAAUAUUAGGCCCUCAUGGCUCUCAUGAACCCCACUGCUGACACUGCCUCCAACCCUUAAAUCGGUUCCGUGAUUUCCAAUUCCCAAGACCCAGGUAAAACCAUUUUAACUUUUGACUCUGCUGCUGCAACCAGUAUCACAACAUGGAUCCUAGACUCUAGACUCUAGUGCCACUGACCAUGUUGUUUCUUCCCUUAAACACUUCCAUUCUUGUGAUCAAAUUAGACCUCUCACUAUUAAUCUCCCCAAUGGCAUCACCACCAAAGCCACGCAUAAAGGAAACAUAAAGUUUUGUGACACACUUUGCCUAAAAGAUGUUCUUUAUAUCCCUGAUUUUUCCUAUAAUCUCAUCUAUAUCUAAAAUGGUUUUGCAUAAUAAUGUUUACGUAAAAUUCCCUAAUUCUCAAUGUUUCAUCUAGGAUUCAACAACACACCACAAGAUUGGUUCAGCUGACCUCCACGCUAGUCUAUAUGUCCUUCAUGGCCCUACCCUCAUUAUUUUUUCUUUUGUUCACUUUGCUAGUUCACAACAGCCACUCAUUGCUGCCAAUAACAACAUUUGGCACAACCACUUAGGCAACCUAUCUGAUAAGAGACUGGAGGUUCUUAAACAAAAAUAUUAUUGCAUCAAAUACAAUUGUAAUGUCUGCCACAUUGCCAAACAAAAGAAAUUGCCUUUUACUUCACAUAACUCUGUUGCUUUACAUGCUUUUGAUCUUAUACAUAUAGAUAUUUGUUGACCUUGUUCCAUUGCAUCCAUACAUUCUCAUAGAUAUUUUUUAACAAAUGUCGAUGACUAUACUAGAUACACAUGGGUUCAUUUAAUGCAUGCCAAAUCUGAAACAAGAAAUCACAUUCUGCAUUUGAUAUCUUAUAUCAAAAACCAAUUUCAAACCACCAUUAAAAUCAUCAGAUC